Bombus huntii is the source of this 6736-nucleotide messenger RNA. Its product is annotated as F-BAR domain only protein 2. The record is from RefSeq and is a predicted model, not a curated record. Gene Ontology annotation, cellular component: plasma membrane; clathrin-coated vesicle; cytoplasm. NCBI's taxonomy places the organism in Eukaryota, Metazoa, Arthropoda, Insecta, Hymenoptera, Apidae. Gene Ontology annotation, biological process: clathrin coat assembly; clathrin-dependent endocytosis. The transcript is spliced from 14 exons. Bases 262 to 3306 code for a protein of 1014 amino acids.
GCAACGGAGAUAGUUGAAAUAAGUUGACCUGUGUCUCCGCGGUCGAGCGCGCUCGUUCUGCUCGAAACGUUCGAGCACGAAACGUUACGUUAGUUUGUCGUAAAUUGAGUUACGUCUCGUCGUAUCUGUUGUACGGUUCGGAUAUUGCAUCGUGUAGUCCUCAGUGUGUGCAUGUGUGUGUGUCAAUGAUUCGUUAUUAACGGUGCAGUUCGGCCUGAUAUAUCAGAAGAUAAAUUAUGAUGGUCUGAUCGCGGUUCCAACAUGACUGUGGAUUUCGCCGACUACUUUUGGGGCGAAAAGAAUAAUGGAUAUGACGUGUUAUAUCAUAACAUGAAGCAUGGUGCAGUUGCAAGCAAGGAGUUGGCUGAGUUUCUGAAAGAACGAUCAACCAUAGAAGAAAAUAAUUAUAAGGUUCUGAGUAAGCUAGCUAAACAAGCUGGCAGUAGCAGUAGUACACAAGGAACAUUUGCACCUAUUUGGGCUGCCUUAAGAGGAGCAGCAGAAAAACUUGCUGGUUUGCACUUGCAAAUGGCCCAAAGAGUGACUGAACUAAUAAAAGAUGUAUCAAAAUAUACAGAUGAAUUACAUAAGAAACACAAGGCUGUAAAAGAGGAAGAGUCAUCUACCUUGGAAGUUGUGCAAAGUAUACAGAAUAUUACUGUGACAUUACAUAAGGCAAAAGAUAUGCGUAUGCAAAAGGGUCUUGAAUUAGAAAAAUUGCGGAAAGACAAUGCCAGCCAAAAAGAAUUAGAAAAAGCAGAAAUUAAGUUUAAAAAAGCACAGGACGAUUACAAAACUCUGGUUGAUAAAUAUAUGGGCAUAAGAAAUGAUUUUCAAACCAAAAUGACUCAAACAUGCAGGCGAUUCCAAUAUGUAGAGGAAACACACUUAAAGCAUAUGAAGGAGUUUUUAAACAUCUAUGCUGAUGUUUUGCAGUCAAAUCAUGAACAAGUUGGUCAAGUUCAUAUUGAUUUUAAACGGCAAUGUUCAGACAUGACAGUGGACAAAUUAUUAGAGCAAUUUGUACAAAGCAAAUAUACAGGUUUUGAGAAACCAGGUACAUUCGAAUAUGAAGAGAUCAUAACAGGUUUAGGAGAAAUGACCAGUCAUUCUCAGUUGGAAAGCAAUGUUGAGACACCUAAGGAAACAUCAAAAGGAGCUAAUGGAGAAACAGGCGUUGCUGGUAACAUUCACAGUUCAAAAAACGAUCGGGGAUUAAAAGGGGAGGGUUGUCAGGUGGAUGAGGAAAAGGGGACGGUACAAGAAAAAACAAAUGAAAAUCUGAAUGAAAGAGACAGAGAAUUGUCACAUGCACAAGCCACCAAGGCUUCCCGGCGUACUACCUCGCUACUCAACCUGUUCAUGUCCAACUCCCAGGCAAUGAGUGUUGUUUCAGACAAACAGAAGCAAGCAGGGUCUGGUUCGGCACCUGCAACUCCUCAGGGGAACAACCUGCCUCCUGCUGUUCCACCUCCCAGCAUCUCCAGGAACCCUCUCAGAGGAUCUAAAUUGGUAACGUGUAUUAUGGUUCCUCCACUCUGCACUCUUUUAGAUCAGCAGUGGUUUCUUCGCAGCAGAAGAGAGAAAAGAAAGGAAAAGAAGGCGAAAAAGAAGAAGGAUAUUGUGGAAACGAGCAGCAACAAAGAAGAAAAGUCUGACCUGGAGGAUAAGGAUGACAGUAGAAAGUCUGAAACACCGACACCGGAAGUAGAUGAGGAUGGUUUCUGUAUUAGACCAAAGGCAGAGCCGUGGGAGAAUGAGAAAGGAUUUUAUUCUAGCUCAGAUACCGAUUCCGAAGAUGAGAGGGAACGAAAGAUCCGAGUAGAAAUAAAACCACUAAGCAACGGCGGAGCACCGAUGAGCGCCAGCGUGGACGAACUCAGGGCGACCGUGGAAAAUCUAUCGUUAUCGCCUGCACCGACGGGACGCAGAGGAUCAAAUAACGAUUCAGAUCAUCAUAUGAAAAGGUCUCAGUCAGUGUCACAGCAAUUAGGAGGUAAGCCAAGCUCGGAUUUACUUGGCCUAAACUUGUUCAAUCCUAGCAGUACACCAUCGAGCGCCUCAACGCCGACUGGUAGUCAUCCGUACGCGCCAUUGCAAAGUCCUCCGCCACUGUCUUUGUCACCGACGCCUCAACCACAGCCGCCACAAUCCGCACCACCUACACAUCCUCACCCACGAUUCCCUGAUGGAGAUUUGUUUUCGGAAGUAGGAGACAUCACUCCGGCCUUACCUCCCAAGCAAUCCGCAUCCUCCACUCCGACAGGAUCCAUCAUCAUUCCUAGACCUCCGUCCCGAAGAGGAGAAGGUCCUUCGCCAAGGGGUAGAAUGUCACCGGCAACUAUAUCCAGAGCCGAUAGCGUGGCUAGCUUAGAAUUUCGUACAGCUGGUGUUGGUGUUGGCUCCUCCAGGGGCCCAUCUCCGCUCACGAUUGGACUCGCAGACACUAUACCUUUAGCAGUUGCUUUCCAUGAGAUAGUACACUCUUAUUUCAGAGGUACCGAUGAAACACGGUGUCAGGUGAAACUCAGUGGAGAUAUGAUGUUAUCGUUUCCUGCUGGUAUCGUCGCCGUGUUAGCGAAUAAUCCAAGCCCUGCGAAACUUACGUUUCGCGUGCGAAACAGUAAUAGAUUGGAAAAAUUGUUCCCUAAUAAUCAGCUUGUCAGCAUGGAUGCAACGCAGACAACUGUCGACAGUACAAUUUUUGAAUUCAAUAUGAGUGCCUUAACUACGUUGUUACGCAAACAGGCUGAACAAAACCCUUCAGCUUCGUAUUUUAACGUCGACAUACUCAAGUAUCAAAUCAAGUGCAAGGAGGGAGCAGGUUCAUGCCCUUUCCAGCUGGUUGCCUAUUGGAAGUGUGAAACGACUCAUACCGAUCUUAAGAUUGAUUAUAAAUAUAACAGUCGUGCUAUGGCUUCUCCAAGUCCACUGUUAAACCUUCAUGUGGCUGCACCCAUAGACGGAGGUUUCAAGUCACUGAAUAGUAAACCUCAGGCACAGUGGUUACAAGACACGAAUCGGGUACUGUGGAAGUUCACGGAACUGUCGCAGCACAGCGAAGGUAACGGCGUAGGCUCAUUGAAAGCUCGGGUGGAACUUGCGCAUGGGCCAGGAAACCAAGGAACCAUAUUCACACAGUUUAAUUGCGAAGGGACCACAUUAUCUGGUGUUGAGUUCGAGCUUUUAGGCCCGGGAUAUAGAUUAAGUUUAGUAAAGCGUAGAUUCGUAUCUGGAAAGUAUAUUUGUGAUGGAGAUUCUGACUCACGAAGUAGAUACGCUGCUCCACCAUCCAAUGUGGAUUGACGACUUCCAGAAUGGGCGCCUCAAUGGGAGAGCCUGCCCAUUUAAUAUUGGCACUUGCUUGUUCAUUCACUGCCCAUACCACGACUAAUGUUCGUUCAAAUUCGAAAUCGGCGUGGGGAAGCCUGUUGGAUACCAAAGAACGUGUGCGAUACAAUAAUAAGAUUACAUAGUAGACGAAUAAUUUGUACAGAUGCCGUGAUGCUACGUGAUUUCCAUAUAGCAGAAUGUAAAGUUUAUUCGCGUUACGUGUUAAAAAAGGAAAAGAAAGGAUCUUGGAUACGAGAAAGCGGCAAAUGAAGAUCACAUAAAUUCGUAUCCUUCAUAAAUUAAGAUGAGUAUGGUACGAUAUAUAUGAUCCUAGGCGAAGAAAAUAUUUGGACAGAAAUGUAACGAAAAACAUAGUUGGACUUCGUAAGUCACUCGCUACCUGAUGAAUAGCGUUCUGUGUUUUAUAACUUGUAUAUUUUUCAAUUUUUCUAUAUAUUCUCGAUUAGAUUGUACUAUUUUAGUAAAGUUUGUACGUGAUACGUAAACGAGGUGUAACUACGACGACGACGAUGACGAUAACGACAGCAGAAAACGUUUAAAACGUCGAAGAGUAAGUAGACUUUUCUCGCAUAAAACCUUUGGUGUCCAGCAUAUUUUUCACCACGAUAUUCUCGCCAUAUUAUUGUGUCUAUAUAUAUAUAUAUACAUAUAUAUAAUCAAAAUACAUACGUUAUGACUUUUUUUACCUAACAGCACGGAAAAGCUCUAGAAAAGAUCAUCAAACAGUACAAUGUUCUUAAUCUAUUGUUAAAUUUUGCGUUAAUUUUAAUGUAAUUAUUAUAUAUUGCUAUCUUAUCGUUAAGAAGGUUUGAAAGAAAUGUAAAGAUUCUGUAACACCAAUUAACUUCGUGUCUGUACAUUAGCGUUUCUAUUUUAUACGAAGGCCCUAUAUUUACUUUUUAAAUUUUUCGAUGUAGUCCUAUGAUAUACGUUUUCAGAUCUGUUUUUACCGAUAUCCGCGGAAUUUUUGAAAAAAUAUUUGGUUACACGUACAUUUAAAAAAUUAAUGGUUCUCGAAAUGAAAUCGUGUUUUUUGUUUCACAACACAAUUCAACUUUAUUGCGCGGCGAUUUCUGCGUACGUUGACGCUGGUAAAGAAAAAAAAAAAAGCAAAAAAAGAAUUGCAACGUAGUUUUGCUUUAUUUAUGAACAAAGAAAAUAGCGAGGACGUUAAGAACAAAAUGUUCGAUAGAUUAGUAAUAGUUCAUACGUAUGCUAAGUGAAAUUGGCAAGUAAUGGAAAGGAAAUGCUUUAUUAAAAUGAUUAAACAUACGAUUUUAACAUUGUAACAAACAAAUUAGUUGCGCGAUUUGCGAUUAAUUUUUUAGAUCUUAUGAAAGUUUCGAAGAAUUGCAAGUUAAAUUUCAUGGUAGUUCCACAGUGAUCGUUUCAUUCUUUCCAUUAUUGCAAAAUUAAUUCAAUAUUUUUUGUAUAAUUAUCAUUAAAUAUUUCCUAUAUUUAUUAUUUUAAAACGAGAAUUACUACGUUAACUUUUAAUGUGAAUCGACUGUAUCCUAUCGUUUUCUUGUUUUUCCUUAUUCUUUCAUUUUCAGUAUUUUUUGUAAUGAUUUUGCGAUAUAUUCCUAAAGCGAAUCGACCGUUUUUAGAGACAGUCCAUCUCGUUUAACAGUUACAUGUGCAUACAUACCGCCUGUGUGUAUAUGUAUAUGUGUAUAUAAAAACGAAGUAAUAACUUUAAGAAUAAGUCUGAAAAAAUCGAAUUCGAAUAUUAUUAUAUAGUCCAGCACACACGAUGCUUCCUUUUGUGCAAAUUUAGAUUAUCGGCAACAAGUUGUAUCCUCGUGCAUAGUUCACAUAGUGUAAAAUAUUUUUUUAGUUUCUUCCAUUCGUUUUAAAAGUUAUAACAUUUUACUUUUUAAUUUUUUAUUGAUAUUUUAACAAAGCUAUUAGAUUUUAUGAAAACUAUCUUGUUUAUUUCUUCCCUAAUGUUAUAUUUAUAACGUCCGAUAAAAAUGACAAAUUCAGUUAACAUACUCAAAGAUCUAGAUUGUCCAAUUUUGAUCUAUGCACGAGUCCCAGUGAUACUUGUUGCAAGGUAUUCGUUACCUGGCUCUAAAAGUGCAUUAUCCUUUAAGCUAUGAAGUAAUUCGUAGAAAAAGUGCGAACGCUAUGUUUGGUUAUUGAAUGACAAGCACGGUAAACUUUUUUAUAGCUAUCAUUCAUUUGAAAGGUACAUUGUAAGAUGAUUUUAUAUUUUAAGAAAACUAUUUAGCGUUUAACCGCGAAGCUCCACCUCUAUUUUACGAAUUUACAUUUCAUUUUGUUAUUAUUAUAGUAAUGAUUACUAUUAUUAUCAUAUACUCAUGUGAAAAAGGAAAACAAAGAAAAGGUCUACGAAGAGCAAUAUAAAGAAACCAUCUAAGUAAUGCGAUAAAAUUGGUGACCACUCCAUUUGAUGUUGUUUAAUACUUAACAAAUAUGUUGAUAUGUUUCUUUUAGUAAAGCUUUUACAUUGAUUGAUCCUAUUCUGAAAGCAUUCGAUCGGAAAAAAUUGUUUGGAAAUGUUUGAUUAUGUACAUCGACAGUAUUUAAAGAUUAAAUAUCUAUCUUUGGUACAUGGUUGGGCAUGAUAAUGUUAAAAAAAAAAGAUAAAUAAGGACGAAGAAAAAAAGAAAAGAGCAUACGAUUAUUAUGGAGUGGUUCCUGCGAAAAAUCGACUGAGCUCUUCUGUGAUACGCAGAUGUCACUAUAAUUUCGUAAUAAAUGUUUGUAACGAAACAUAAUUAAUGUUAGUAUGAUCGCGUUCACUUUCUUCCUGACUGAAUUCCCGAACAAAGAACUGACGGUGUUUAAAAAGAAAACGUGGUUUAACUACGGCUUUUAAUCACCCUUUGAUAUCAUUACAGUCGGGCAUAAGUUUUUUCGAUUCCUAUGCGUACGAUUACGCAGAAAUAAAACAUAUGAUUAGAUUUUAUGCGACUCGCUUUUUACGUAUUAUUGUAAUAAUGACGAGAAAUACAAUUUUAUCAGAUUCUGAUAAAUAAAAUCACACACACACAUACACACACAUACACGAAAGAAACUUUAACAAACACGCGCAUUUUGUGUUGGAAUUGACACGCAUACAAAAAAAUAAAGGCAGUCGUGUGUACAGGACUUAAAGUCAUGUGUGAGAGAAAGGGAGCAUGAAAAAGGAAUGAAAGGAAGAGAGAAAGAGAGAGAGAGCGAGAAAUGCGUUAAAAGAUAGGAUUGCAAUGCAAUUGCAUAUACAUAAUAAACUCUUAUACAUAGUAUAAAUACGAACAAAAAGAUAAAUUAAUACGAUAUACAUGUUACAUGAUACAUAGAAUGGUUAUGUAAGCCUGUUGACAUGUAAUGUCUAUGUUCUAAUAAAGAUUAGGAUAUUUUAUAUAUAAAUAAA